Messenger RNA from Cavenderia fasciculata, 1065 nucleotides. RefSeq lists its product as uncharacterized. Lineage: Eukaryota; Evosea; Eumycetozoa; Acytosteliales; Cavenderiaceae. Gene Ontology annotation, cellular component: Golgi apparatus; endoplasmic reticulum. The coding region runs from base 1 to 1065 and encodes 354 amino acids. Gene Ontology annotation, biological process: protein targeting to membrane; peptidyl-L-cysteine S-palmitoylation. The record is from RefSeq and is a predicted model, not a curated record. Gene Ontology annotation, molecular function: protein-cysteine S-palmitoyltransferase activity. The transcript has 3 exons.
AUGAUAAAAAGAGUAUUAGGAGGUAGUCAUAAUAAUAGUAAUAAUAAUAAUAGUUUAGAGAUGAACAACAAUAAUAAUAAUAAUAAUACAAUAGAUAGUAGUAGUACUAGUACAUUUGAUGAAGCUGUACCAUUAUCACCGUCGUCACAGUCAUCAUUAUCAUCAACGCAACAACAAGAAAAAGGAUCAAAAUCAAAACCAAGUCCACUUGGAGAUAAAGAAGCAUUGGUUGCACAAAUAGCAUACACAGCAAUACAUAUUGUAAUCUACUUUGUAUUGAUGUUUAGAGAAGGCACUGAUUUGAAUGUAGCCAUUUUCAAACAUUUCGAUGCAUUUUAUCUCAUUUGGUCACAUGCAAUAUUCAUCAUUACAUUUUACACUUAUUUUAAAUGCGCCUAUACAGUUCCUGGUUUCAUUGGUGAUAAUACUAUAAAAGGUGAAAUUUCAAUUGAUUCAAUUAAUGGAAUUAGAGGAAACAUUAAUAAUCAUAAUAUAAAUCAUAAUAAUAAUAAUAACUCAACUACAACUAUAACAACUACGACAAAUAAUAUUGAAGAAAUGGAUGAAAUUGAUAAAUUAUUGGAUAAACAAGAAAAUCAAGAUAAAAGAGAUCAAUUAUAUUAUUGUAAAAUUUGUGAUCAUAUGAUUCCUAUUAGAGCAAAACAUUGUAGUAAAUGUAAUAGAUGUGCAAUAACAGGAUUUAAAAAUGAAGCAACUUGGACAGAUUGGAUUAAAUCAAAUAUAUUUAUAUUCAUACCUACAAUGUUGAUAUUCUCGACAAUGUUUAUGCCAAUUGGUUUAUUUGUAUUUCAUACGUAUUUAAUUUUCACAGACCAGUCUUCGUGGGAGGUAACAAAGCGAUCAAGAAUUAGUUAUCUAAAGUCAAUCAGUGGUGUAAGAUAUCCUUUUAGUCAAGGUAUUAAAAAGAAUAUCGUUGCUCAUUGGAAUCAAAAUUUUGGAGUCUAUCGAUGGUCACUACCAUCUGACGAAAGAUUAAAAGAAUUGAAAAAGCGAAAAGAAAACUCUUUUAAUUUAUGGAAUAAUAAAUAUUACUCUUGUUGCUAA